AGAGAAAAUGAUAAGAAAACUAUAUAGAUGAUACGUAAUAGGAUAAGUGCCUAAAACUCAAGGGACAGGAAAAAACAAUAUUUACAUCAAUUAGAAAUCACAAGCACAAAAAGAAAUGGACUACAACGCCGAUCUCAGAAAACAAUUAGAAGAACUUUAAGAGAAACAUCAAAAAUUGACAAACAAGAGCUCGAAAAUAAGAGACCAACUAUCAAUUCUACAGCAAUUAGGUCGUGGAUCGAGAUUAGGCAAAAUAAGUCUCGCUCUCUUGACCCUUGUGUCAGUGUUUUCAGUAAUCUCCUAAAAAGAAGCUCAUCAAACAAUAACAACUCCUCUCGUUAAAAUUGAAGAGAUCUCAAGUGAAAGUGUAUUGAGACCCUUAAACUACGAGAAAUCAUACUCCAUUAUAGAUACUAAUACAUUUUUCGAAGAAGAGAAACUAGGAGUUGGAAUUUCGGAGGAAUCGGAGAAUUGCUACAAUUAAUUGUUGCCCAUCCCCCUUUAUCGGUUGAAUUCAUAGAUAGAAUACGCACUAGAGCAGCAUAGUUGAAUAUCUGAUUGACUUAAUGUAUAUUUUUCUAUCUUGUUCGAGUAAUAAUUUAAAAAAAA
Messenger RNA from Paramecium tetraurelia, 609 nucleotides. RefSeq lists its product as uncharacterized. Lineage: Eukaryota; Ciliophora; Oligohymenophorea; Peniculida; Parameciidae. The record is from RefSeq and is a predicted model, not a curated record. The transcript has a single exon.